AUCAUGAUAUUCAAAGCAGUAGACAUUGGGCCUUCUUUUUCUUUCCUUAUGGCCAACAAAUCUAAGACUGUUCCUUUGUACCAAAGAGUUAGAGUUGAAAGCGGCUUGAAAAGAUUUAUAGACGUUACCAUUUUGUUCCUCCUCGUUUCACUGUUGGGUUAUCGUCUUCUCUUAUUGAACAGCCAUGGAUUCUGCUGUCUCUAUGCCAUUGCCUUUCUUUGCGAGCUUUGGUUCACUUUCACUUGGCUUCUUGCUCUCAAUCUCUGUUGGACGCCUGUUCAUUACCAUACUUAUCCGCAACGCCUUCUUAAACGAGUGGAGGAGGUUCCUGCGGUGGACGUAUUCGUUACCACGGCGGAUCCGGUGCUAGAGCCGCCGAUAAUAACGAUAAACACGGUGCUUUCAGUGUUAGCAAUGGAAUAUCCGGCCAAUAAACUGGCUUGUUAUGUCUCUGACGAUGCCUGUUCACCACUCACAUUUUAUUCCCUUUGUGAAGCUUUUAAUUUUGCCAAAAUUUGGGUACCAUUUUGCAAUAAAUAUAAGGUCCAAGUUCGAGCUCCGUUUAGAUAUUUCUCUACCCAUUUGGCUUCUAAUGAGUCAAUCCAAUUUCAGCAUGAGUGGAGGAAAAUCAAGGAUGAGUACGAAGAGCUGCGACAAAAGAUUGAGGAAGCCGCCAAAACUAUAGCAUGUGGUGACCUUAAGGGGGAGUUGGCAGAUUUCUCCAACACAAAACCAAAUAAUCAUCCUCCUAUAGUCAAGAUUAUAUGGGAGAAUAAGGAAGGGCUUAGGGAUGGAUUGCCUAAUUUGAUUUAUAUAUCAAGAGAGAACAAACCCCAAAUUCCACACCGUUACAAAGCUGGUGCCAUGAAUGUUUUGACAAGAGUGUCCGGAGUAAUGACGAAUGCUCCUUAUAUAUUGAAUCUAGAUUGUGACAUGUUUGUCAAUAGUCCCGAUGUUAUUUUACAAGCAAUGUGUCUCUUACUAGACCCGAUGAUCGAUAAAGAGUAUGCAUUUGUUCAAUUUCCUCAAUGCUUUUACAAUGGACUCAAAGAUGAUCCCUAUGGGAACCAAUGGAUUGUCAUAAUGCAGAUUGUGGUUUGUGGAAUGGCAGGAGUCCAAGGGCCUAUGUAUAUGGGAACAGGAUGUAUCCAUAGACGAAAAGUCUUGUAUGGUCAAUCACCAAACGAAGAAGCCAACAUUAAUGAGAAAUGUUAUGAAGAAAAGUUAUAUAAAACAUUUGGAAAUUCAAAAGAUUUUGUAAAAUCAGCGAUUCGUAGUUUAAGAAGCUUUGAAGAUGAUUCGAAUUGCCUAUCCAACUUAAUCAAAUCAACAAAUGAAGUUGCUACUGCUGGUUAUGAACACAAUUCUGGUUGGGGAUCCAAGGUGGGUUGGCAAUAUGGAUCUUUAGUGGAGGAUGUGUUGACUGGGAUGGAGAUCCACAAAAGGGGAUGGAAAUCUGCAUACAUUACACCAACUCCACCAGCAUUCCUAGGAUGUGCUCCUUCAGGAGGCCCAAUUCCAUUAAACCAUCACAAGAGAGCAAUAACAGGACUACUUGAAAUUCUAAUCAGCAAAAGAUCCCCUAUUGUCACUGCUCUCUCUGAUAAGCUCCAAUUUAGGCAACGUCUCAUGUAUCUGUGGGCAUAUCUGACUAGCAUUCGUGCUAUUCCAGAGAUAUGUUACGCUACACUCCCAGCAUUCUGUCUAAUUUCCAACUCUCAUUUUUUGCCCAAGGUACAAGAACCAGUAAUAUGCAUACCUCUUCUCCUUUUUGUUAUUAACAAGCUACGAGGGUUGUUAGACUACUUCAAAACGGGCCAAUCUGUAAGAGCUUGGUGGAAUAACCUGAGAAUGGAGAAGAUUCAGACAAUGUCUACUUCCUUGCUUGGAAUGCUGGCCAUCAUUCUCAAGAUUUUUGGACUAUCAGAAACUGUGUUUGAAAUAACAAAAAAGGAGUCAUCUUCAUCUAGUGAUGACUCAGAGAGUGGUGAUGGAGAUUUGGGUCGGCUCACAUUUGAUGAGUCCCCAUUCUUUGUGCCAGUCACAACCAUUUUGAUGAUUCAACUGGCAGCACUUUCGAUCGGCUUCUUGCAAACGCAGCCAAGCAUUCAAGAGUUUGGGGUGGCGGAGGUGAUGUGCAGUGUGUGGUUGAUUUUGUGCUUCUGGCCAUUUUUGAAGGGGAUGUUUGCAAAGGGGCCCUAUGGGCUUCCAUGGCCAACCUUAUUCAAAUCCAGUGCUUUAGCAUUCUUGUUUGUGUACUUGUGUCAAGAGACAACAAAGUGAAAUAAAUAACAUUUGGUCAGUUACUUAGAUUUUGUCGAGGGGUUGAUGCUUUCGAUCAUCUUUGUCAAGGGGUUGAUUGAAAAUGGAAAAUAAUAAACUCCCCUAUAUACUAUUUGAAAAGUCACCUGGGUGACCCUAGGGCUUGUCUACUUGUGUCACAGUUUUAGCUUGGUCAGUGAAUAAUAGUCAAAUUUUUUGUGCAA
Messenger RNA from Benincasa hispida (wax gourd), 2486 nucleotides. RefSeq names its product cellulose synthase-like protein H1. Gene Ontology annotation, biological process: cellulose biosynthetic process. Gene Ontology annotation, molecular function: cellulose synthase (UDP-forming) activity. The record is from RefSeq and is a predicted model, not a curated record. NCBI's taxonomy places the organism in Eukaryota, Viridiplantae, Streptophyta, Magnoliopsida, Cucurbitales, Cucurbitaceae. Gene Ontology annotation, cellular component: membrane.